Molecule: messenger RNA, 1848 nt
Organism: Acanthoscelides obtectus
Lineage: Eukaryota; Metazoa; Arthropoda; Insecta; Coleoptera; Chrysomelidae
Source: the annotation of a GenBank genome assembly
UGUUGUUCAGAGGCGGGUUGGCGGGAAAGCACUUGUUUGUAUCCCUUAACCUCUAACAAAUGUGUGGUCUGAGUGCACAACAAGUUUAUUUGAUAUAAGAUUUUGUGCAGUAUAAUGUCCAAUGUGCAGAAAACGAAACACUCUAUCUACAACACAGCUAGGAAGCUAUCUAAGGAAGUAGCAGCCGACCUCAAGGUUGAGUUCCACCAAGAUGUUCUUGAUAUAAUAGCAGAACUUGUCUAUAAGAAACUGGUGUUGUAUGGUAGUGACUUGGAUGCAUUUCAAAAGCAUGCCAAGCGAUCCACAAUAACAGCAGAUGACGUUAAAUUGUUGGUAAGACGCAGUGAAACCUUGAAAACUGUAGUAGAAUCAAAAAUGAACUUGCUGAGCUCUUUGAAGCCCGCUGAAGCUCCAACUGCUGUGAAAAGGAAAAGAAAGUAGAUAAUAAUGUCUCUAGUAUUAUAUUGCGAACAAAUGUCUCUACAGGGUACAACAUAUUUUACAAGAAUAAAUUUCAGAAGCCCUUUAUGAUCUAAUUGUACCCAUGUUAAUUAACUGGAAAAGAUAAAUCAAGAGGGCCUAAUGAGGUUAAGCUACAAAAGUAUGAACUUGUGUGAAUAUUGGUACUUGCUUUACAAUUUUUUAUUGACAAGAACAAUAUUUGGAAGACAGCGUAAAUACCUAUCAAGUGGUAGUCCUUCACAUAACAGGAGAUUAAAGGAGAUCGAAACUAGUCUAAUGUGAAUGUUGACCCAUUUUAUGUUAAAAUAUGUCUACCUCAUUUGUUCUUCAAUUAUGAGAAGGCUCAACAACCUUGUCUAUCAAAGUUCUUUCGGCUUAAAUGAUUAUAGAACAAAUAUUCCAAAGACGUUCCCUAUAGGUCGCCUAAUGUCGCUGGAUGUUCCAUCAGGGACGUUCCUGGAACCAAUUUUGUCGCAAAAGAAACGGUUCCAGAGAGGUUGCCGUUGGACGUUUCAGGAACUAAUGAAAUGGCUCGGUCAGUGACGUACGUCUAUGAAGUGGAAGAUAAAAAUGUGAAUGUGUAAUAAUAACUAUUCUGGAGUCGUAUGUAUGGAACAUUAUAUUUUUCCCAUUAGAAAUGAAACAAUAUUAAGGCAGUAUUAAGCCAGUUAUGCGUCUCCACGUCAUGCAGAGUAAUUAAACUUCUGGGUGUUUGCAUGCUGCAAGAGAAAAUUCUAAUCAACUUUACACAUAAAACAUUUCAGUACCAAAAAUGAGAGAUACCGAACGGUCUGGGCGUCUAGUUGAGGUCGCUAGUCGCUGCACACAAAACAAUUGAAAAAAUUCACGAUAUAGUGUUGGCCCGUCGAAGAUUGACAGUAUGGGAGAUUGUAAAAGCCAUGGACCUAUCACAUGGCUUAGUUUUUUCACAAACACAAUUGAACGAAAACUUCGAAGGAGUGCUUUGGAGCUGUUCAACCGCAAUAGGGACGAGAUUUUGCACUGUUUCGUACCCGUGGACGAACCUUGGAGACCAGAGACCAUGCAGCGUCAAAACAGUCGUCUUCUACGGGCGAAUCGACUUUGAUUACCUACAAAAGGGAACAACAACCAAUGGCGAAUGUUACAACAACUUAUUGGGCGGAUUCAACGACGAUUUGAAGAAAAAAUGCUACAUUUUCCAGCAAGAUAAUCCAUGGGUGCACAAAUGUGUGCAAAGGGACUAAUUUUGUUUCCAAACCUAAAGAACUGGCUUGGCGGGAAGAGAUGUGACUCCAACGAUGUAAUCAUUUUACAAAUUAAUACCUAUUUUGAGAACCUCGAUAAAUCUUAUUUAACGGAAGGGAUAAACAAAUUGAAGAAACGUUGGACGAAGUGUAUUGAGAA